Molecule: messenger RNA, 2475 nt
Organism: Acanthaster planci (crown-of-thorns starfish)
Lineage: Eukaryota; Metazoa; Echinodermata; Asteroidea; Valvatida; Acanthasteridae
Product: L-asparaginase-like
Molecular function (GO): asparaginase activity; protein binding
Source: RefSeq, a predicted model, not a curated record
GCCGGCCUCCUUAUGCACGUAAGCACGGUACGCGUAUACGGCACAUGCACACUAGCUGCAUGUGUAAAACUUUUUACAGCUCCAUGCUCUAAGCUCCAACUAGUGGUGAACGAUCCCGGACGCAAUUAUAUGAAAAACACCAAAAAAGCAGCAGAUUUGGUUCUACCAAGACUCAUUCUAUUAGGGUCUCAAAGGUGGAACGAUAAGUGAAUUCAUCUCCUAAGAUGGAAGGGCAAAGCUCAUCAGUGCUUCAGAUCUCGACGCUGGCUGUCGGCCGUGGUGCUGGAGGACGUGCCGGUACAGCCGGCAGUCAUGGCAGUGGCAGUGACGUUGGAGGGCCCCUCCGUGCACCAAUUCGUCCUAAGCCGCUUCGCGUUCGGUCACGUAAACUCUCUGGCAAGGAUUCAUCAUUCGCGGAGGAGACCGAGUCUAGGGUAUUGGUCUUGUACGCAGGGGGAACCAUCGGCAUGUACAAAGAAAAUGACGUCUAUGUGGUGCGUCCCGGGUACUUCCACAAACUGGUGCGAGCGAUGCCCAUGCUGAAUGAUGAGGAGUACGCAUCCCUACUUGAUCCAUCUCCUGGAAUGGAGGAGAGACCCUUUGCCUUGCCUAUAUCCCAAGAAGGAGUCCGCGUGAUCUACGACAUCCAUGAGUACAAGGUCCUGAAGGACUCCAGUAAUCUCAACAUUACCGACUGGGUGGAGAUGGCAGAGGACAUCAGCCGGUACUACAGGCGAUAUGACGGCUUUGUCAUCCUCCACGGCACAGACACCAUGGCGUACACCUCAUCGGCGCUAUCUUACAUGCUGGAGAAUCUUGGCAAGCCGGUCAUACUGACCGGGGCGCAGGUGCCCCUGCCCGAACUUCGCAGCGACGGACGGGACAAUCUGCAAGGAGCUAUCUACAUUGCCGGCCAUUUUGUCAUUCCAGAGGUGGCAUUGUACUUCAAUGAUAAGUUAUAUCGAGGCAAUCGGGUCGUGAAAGUAUCCAGUGAAAGCUUUAGCUGUUUUGACUCGCCUAAUUUCCCACCACUGGUGAAAAUGGCAGUCAACAUUGAAGUGGCUUGGGAGAGCCUCUUCAGACCAAAUAGCUUGGAGAGUUUCCGAGUCCAUUCCUCCAUGGAAAGCCACGUGGGUCUCCUUAGGCUGUUUCCUGGUAUCACUAAGGAGGCGGUUCAGGCUUUCCUAAAUCCCCCCAUGAGGGGAGUGGUCAUGCAGACGUUUGGGGCAGGGAAUGGCCCGGACGAUCGUAAGGACCUGAUUGAGGUCGUCCGGGAAGCCACAGGGCGAGGCAUGCUGAUUAUCAAUUGCACACAGUGUGCUAGGGGCACGGUGUCACCAUUCUAUCGCACCGGAAAGUCGCUGCUUGAAGCAGGUGUCAUUCCUGGUGGUGACAUUACGCCAGAGGCGGCCCUGACCAAGCUCUGCUACAUCCUGGGCAAAGAGGAGCUGUCCCAGGAGGAGAAGCUGGCAAGGCUACGCUGCAACCUGCGAGGCGAGAUCAAAUUGGGAGGCCGGCACAAAGACAGCAUGACGCUGAAGGACAGCGAAUUCAUCCGGGCAGUGGUGGACACUCUAAAUGUCACCAGUAGUCAGGAAGUGAAAGCUGUACAAGAUGCCCUCUUCCCUCCGCUGAUGUGUGCUGCAGCAAAAAAUGGAGACUUAGCAUCACUCAAAUAUUACAGGGAAUGUGGAGGUGACCUGAGUCUUGCAGACUACGAUGGGCGAACACCACUUCAUUUGGCGGCUGGCACUAAAAAUGUCAAAGUUGUGGAAUACCUGCUGGAAAGAGGUUGCUCGAUCUAUGUCAAGGACUCAUUUGGAAAUUCACCUUUCUUUGACAGCAUUAGAACAAAGAAUCUUGAGGUCAUAAAGCUGAUUAAGAAGACAGGCGGUCACCUCAUUCAUACCAGUCAUCAACAUGAACUUGGCACAAUUCUUUGCCAUGCAGCUGCAUUGGAUGACAGGGAUAUGCUGGAAGCUUUUUUCGCAGCUGGGGAAGAUAUGAAUGCCAAGGACUACUGUGGGAAUACCCCACUUCAUAUGGCUGUGCUGAAGAACAGCAAGGAAUGCAUUGACUUCCUGCUGGAGGCCGGAGCCGAUCCAAGCUUGAAGGACCACUGCAACAACACGGCCCUUAGAAUCGCCGAGGAGAAAGGUUUAGAGGGAGUGGUCCACCGUCUGGAGAAAGUAACGGUCAGUUAAAGGAACAGUGGCCCGUCUUCAGAACCCAGUCACUGAAUGGCUGGAACUGUACUACACGCUACUGUAGGAACCUUGGUGGUGAAAUGCACGUGACACAUUAGUUAACUACAUGUAAAUUCUAGUCCAUUACAUAGCGGAUUGGGGUUUAGUUAGCCAGUGUGUUAAAGGGUUACGGAAAUAGAAAGCAUUUAGUUCACGUAAAGUAUUUCCGAAAAACAAUAAAUAUGUAGCCAUUUCAAAAACUUCAUAAAAUUAAUGUUUACCCCAUUAA